AUGGCUCCACCAGCCCCCGCUUUCACUGCUGCUCAGCAAGAGCUGAUCAACCAAUCAAUUCUGGCUGCAAUUGAAAAAGCUUUAGCCUUAUACGCUGCCGAGCCAGCCAAGCCUGCUAUUGUUCAGCCUCAGCAUACCCAUAUCGCUUCGGCAGCUGACUUGCAACCAAUGCCCGAGUACUACCGGUACCUGCCCAUCUUGGACCCUUCGGUACCUCUCGUCGAGCAUAACAAGGUCAAGUGGCCCCGCUCUCAAUUUAGCGACCAUCGAGGUGAUGUUGAAUACGACGCUUGGAAAAUGGACAUGAAAUUGUUCCUUGAGGACUACUCUAGCAAUUUCCUUUCUGGUCCAUCCCAAGUCAAAGCUUAUUUCAAGUGCACUUCUGGAGAGGCGAAAUCAAUGAUCUUCGAGCAUAUGUUCCCCGAUUUCGCCGACACUUGCACUAAUGCUGCUGAUGUUUUGCGUAUACUGGACUACCGUUUUCGCGAUCACAACCGCGUGCAAGCUGCCCGCAAGAGUUACUAUCAGCUUACCAUGGGACGCAUAUCCUACGAUGACUUCCGAGUCAAGUUUACUACGUAUGCUAUCACCGGCAAGAUCUCUCGAGCUCGAUGGUUCGAGGACGUUUGCGAAAAGGUUUCCCCAGCUCUCAAAACCCAUUUGAUGGUCGAGAAGUAUAAGAUGCACGGAAGCUACGAGCGCCUCGACGAGUACCUGGCUAUUAUUGACAAAGAGUCUCGCAAUAUCAAGUCCGAAGAAGCUCAAUCGCCAAUCAUUCAACCACAAGAUCAGCGCACCUUCUUCACUCAGCCUUCCGACAUUGACGAUUCUGACGAUAACGAUUCCCCACCUCGCUCUGCGUUAGCCGAGCAACCUCAAAACGAGAGCCAUAAAGAUUAA
This is a messenger RNA of Drepanopeziza brunnea f. sp. 'multigermtubi' MB_m1, 900 nucleotides long. NCBI's taxonomy places the organism in Eukaryota, Fungi, Ascomycota, Leotiomycetes, Helotiales, Drepanopezizaceae. The record is from RefSeq and is a predicted model, not a curated record.